AUGUCUACCAAUCCCAAUCAAUACUUUCUACUUGCGGAUCACAUAAAAUUAUCAUUACUGGAAAGACAACGUGCUAUUUCCCUGAAUUUGGAACCUACAUCCCAAGAUGGUCAUAUUUCACGGUCGUUGGAAUCUUUACGCGAAGGUUUGGAGAAUAUAACGAAUGAAAGGAUACGAUUAGAAGAAGCAGGAGAGACAUCAUCUCAAUCCCUUACCCUCCAAGAAACCGAACACACCCUCCGAACACAAUAUGACGACCUAGCCUCUCAAUUUCUCGGUCAUCCCACCACCAGUACUUCAUCCACCCUCUCACACCCCAAUGACCCCUCCCUCUCCAACGAUUUUGCCCGAGCAACCGAACGUCCGCGCGUGGGAUCCUCCUCCUCCUUCCUCAAAAAAUCUUUACGCAAUUCUGCCGUUGCUCCAUCCCCCAAAUCCGUUCGCUUCAGCGACUCUCCUUCCAUCCAAGAAGCAUCCGAUCACGCCCGCGCCGCACUCUUUCCUUACCGUGAUGACCCCUCCGGUCCCCCAGAUCAAAGCCAUCUCGACAACCAACAAAUACACGCCUAUCAUUCUCAAGUGCUUGCUGAACAAGACGAGGCGCUUGAUAGACUUGGAGAAAGUAUUGGUCGACAGAGAGAACUGAGUAUACAAAUCGGUGAUGAGUUAGAUGAACAUGUACAGAUGUUAGAUGAAGUGGAUAGACAUGUGGAUCGUCAUCAGAGUAGACUGGAUAAAGCGCGAAAGAAUUUGGGGACCGUGGCAAGGAAAGCGAAGGAUAAUAUGCAGAUGACUAUUAUUCUGAUUUUGAUCAUUAUAUUAGUCUUGUUAAUCAUUAUUUUAAAGUAG
Molecule: messenger RNA, 849 nt
Organism: Botrytis sinoallii
Lineage: Eukaryota; Fungi; Ascomycota; Leotiomycetes; Helotiales; Sclerotiniaceae
Exons: 2
Coding region: 1-849 (282 amino acids)
Source: RefSeq, a predicted model, not a curated record